GGAAAUAUUUCUCUUACAUCGUGAAUGCUUGCUCUAUUCGCUACAGACACUUAGACUGAGUUGUGCAUGUCAUCCAAUAGAGUGAAUCGUGCUUGCGGUUCUUCAGCCUGUGAAUCAGGCCCAAAAAGAUCCAAAUUAUUUGCACAGAAUGGACCAAUAAGCCAGGGUUGUGCCAUGGUUAGGCAGGAGAGGCACAGCUGGGGAUAUCACAGUGAAGCUACAGUGUUUGGCACUGAAAAAGCAGUUAGAGCUUUAAGGCAAACACCAUGGCACCCCGCAGUCUCGUGUCACAUUGCUACCAAUAAAUAUCUACCCGAGCUUCUCCCCACGAAACCUGGCCGUCUCUAUCUAACAGCCAUGGAUCUUUGAAUACUUGAUUGAUUCACCCUGCCGACAAGCCAAACCAAGUGCAAGUAUGAUGGCUUCCAUACAGAGUCUUCCGUAUGAGCUUGUCUGCAUCAUCAAUAGUAGUCUCCCAGAUAAGUCAAGCUCCAAUUUUGGUCGAUCAUGUCGCUUCAUCUAUGCGACAGUCAAUCCUGCACUCUAUCGACGUGCCAAGGCCAUGAUAGGCGUCCUAUUCUGGGCCGUGGAAAAGGAAAAUAUUGGCACGAUUGAGAAACUCAUUGCCGCGGGCGCUGAUACUAAUUGCGUCUGGGAAGAAGAGAUUUGGCAUGAUCAACGGGAACCUUUAUCAAUAAAUUACCUGUCACAACCGUUCGGCCCGAGCUAUAGAGGCUCUCUUGCGACGAACGUCACUUCUAAUGGUCCUGAUACAUCACCACAUACAUUAGCCUCCUACGAGGCGCAGUUGAUGCAACUUAACAAUUCGAGAUCACGUAGAGCUAGGCUUGGACGCAACAUGACCGCCAUCGAGAUUCGUCACACACCUAUCCAUCUUGCCGUCAGAUCUGGAAAUGGCCCGAUUACUGAGCUGCUAUUGAGCCAUGGAGCGGAUGUCAACAGCAUUUCCAAGAGAAUGUGCGAUUGCCGGCCACUGUACCGGACUUACCUUGCGAUUGACCCUGAAUACGAAUGGACACCGCUCCACAUUGCCAUGUGUGGCAAUCGACUGUCAACGAUGAAGCUGCUUAUGGCUCGAGGCGCGUCCUUCAACGUUGGUUGUCAAGGAAAUGAAGAGGUAUCCCUUGGAGUUACAGCACUUCAUUCUGCAAGUAUAUUGGGGAAUUUAUCAGUGCUUGUCGCUGUUUUGCAGCAUUACGCCCCCGAUAUCAACACGCCAGAUACUACCGGGCUCACACCAUUGCUCUGGGCGUAUCUCUCGGAAUAUUUGGGCAAGACAUUAUGGAAGGUGAUAGAGUUCCUCCUCGAACAAGGUGCAAACAUCAACGCUGUUGAUGAGCAUGGAGACUCGUUGCUCCUGAUCGCCUGCAACAUCGGCCGUUUUGAUGAUGCUGUCUGGCUGAUCGAACAUGGUGCCGAUGUCCGUCUGACGGCUCGAAGAAGUGGAACGACAGCCUUACACACUAUCUGCAAAGUUACUUACAAUGACGCAACCUCCGGGCGCAGUGCAUCCCAAAGGAACGCUGUCAGGUUUCCGAAUUCCAAAAGAUUGGUCCUUGCUCGAACCCUUCUAGAAGCUGGAGCUGACGUCGAUGCGAUGGAUGCUGAAGGAGACGUCGCUCUUGUAUCCGCCGCAAGAUGCUGCCAUCUUGGGUUGAUUGAGUUGCUACUCGAUCAUGGAGCUAAUCCCAAUGUUCGAGCCAAACGCGAUGAAACUGCACUACUAGCCGCAUGUAGCACACCUGCGUCAGUUCCAGCAUACGUUUUGAAGGAUACAGUCGAGCUACUCCUAGAACGAGGUGCUUCGAUCCAUGCGCAGACCGACAUUGGUAAAACCGUCCUAGACGUUCUCUGCGUGUUGAGAUCGAAUAGUAGCAUGUACACGAACAGCGACAGGGAGGUAAUUGCAAGCAUGGUUCGGACUUUUUUACGGUCAGGGAUCCGGCCCAUUGGCGCGCCCGGAAGUGAACAGAGCCUUGUGUUGCAGUAUUUCAUGGGAGGCUACCUUGCGUGUAGCAAACUGUUGAUCGAGUAUGGCGCCAUGCACCCAACCCCUAAUGGCCUCAAGAAGAUGAUUGCACAUGCCAUCAAAUGCGAUGACAUUGAAGCCAUACAAUUUGUGCUUUCUUUCGAGGGUGCCAAGAAGUUGAUGGCAACCCCAAGUAGACUUGCCGCAUCUUUGAAAACGGCAACGGAUGGUGUUGUUGAGUUGUUGAUGGACAAUGGUGCACCCUACAAAUACAUCACGAAGGACGGGACGAGUUGUCUACAUUAUGCUUGUGCCAGGCCGCUCCUUAAAAUUGACUUCUUUAGAAAGCUUCUCGAAGGCGGCGCGAAUCUGAACGCGUCAACGAAGAAAGGCUUGACUCCGCUCAAGGCAGCAAUCAAGAUCCGUAGGCUGGAGCUCGUGGAAUUGUUACUAGAAUAUGGCGCGGACCCAGAUUAUACGGGCUCUGCAGAAGUGGCUAUCUCGGGCGAAUCCUCGCCCUUGGUGAUGGCGAGUCAGUCCGGGCGCAUGGAUAUUCUAGCAGCCCUCCUCCGGCGAAGCAAAGAUGCCCAUAAUCCUCUCUGGCAACAAAUCUCCAGUGCUGACCCGACCGGACCCGGCAACGCCUUAAAUAACGGCGGCCAACAGCUUGCACAAAGACCUGGGGUAUCCUGGACUAUUGUGGAUUUAAAAUGAAUAUAAAUCCAUGGUUUCGAGGUCUCUGUUGCCCAUUGCGCCGGAAAUGAGCGACCUUGCGAGCGAUUCUCAUUCCCCGUAAUGCAGGCCGAGACCUCCGCAGCUGAGGGCACAGAGUUUAUCAGAUUACAGUCUCUUGAAAGGCAGACUCUUGUGCUCUGAUUUCCUGAAAGGCUUUUUAUAGAACUGGAAUGCUUUCUUGC
Molecule: messenger RNA, 2907 nt
Organism: Truncatella angustata
Lineage: Eukaryota; Fungi; Ascomycota; Sordariomycetes; Amphisphaeriales; Sporocadaceae
Product: ankyrin repeat-containing domain protein
Exons: 1
Coding region: 416-2704 (762 amino acids)
Cellular component (GO): cytoplasm
Molecular function (GO): protein binding
Source: RefSeq, a predicted model, not a curated record